AUGGAGGCGCAGGGUGGCCUGGGCCCACGCCAGUCAGUCCGGCCCCCACUCACCCGGCUGCCGUUUGCAGAGCCCAGAAGGACCUCGCACUCCCGGGCCAAGGCUGAGGCCGCCCUCACCGCCGCGCAGAAGGCCCAGGAGGAGGCGCGCGUCGCCAGGAUCACUGCCAAAGAGUUCUCCCCCUCCUUCCAGCACCGGGAAAACGGGCUCGAGUACCAGCGGCCGAAGCACCCGAUUUCCAGCAGUGACAUCGAGGUGGCCUCCACGGGGACGCCCCUGCAGCAGGAGAGUCCCGAGCUGUACCGCAAAGGCACCACCCCCUCGGACCUGACCCCCGACGACAGCCCCCUGCAGAGCUUCCCCGCCAGCCCCACGGCCACCCCGCCCCCGGCCCCUGCCUCACGGAACAAGGUUGCCCACUUCUCCCGGCAGGUCUCGGUGGACGAGGAGCGAGGCGGGGACAUCCAGAUGCUCCUGGAGGGCCGGGGAGGGGACUCUGCCCGCAACAGCUGGGGCGAGGAGAAGGCCGGCAGCUCCCGGGGCGUCCGCAGCGGCGCCCUCCGCAGCGCUCAGCCUGCAGAUGACUUCCGCUCCCGGGGCUCGGGCCCCAGGCAGCCCGGCAACCCCAAGUCCCGGGAGCGGCGGACGGAGUCGCCCCCCACCUUCUCCUGGACUUCCCACCACCGGACCGGCAACCCCGGCUCCGCGGGCGCCAAGCUGCUGGAGCUGGAGGAGGAGAAGCUGAGCAACUACGAGAUGGAGAUGAAGCCGCUGCGGCGGAGGGACUCGGGCGCGCAGGGGGCGCACACCCAGGAGCGGCGCUACGGCAGGGGCGGGGCCUGCCGGGGCCGGGGGGAGGAGCGGGGCUUCGGCGCACAGAGACUGCGGGCCAAGCCCCAGAGCAAGGACGGCGCCCGGCCGGCCCCCUGCGCAGAGCCCGCGGUGCAGCGGCUGGAGAGCCUGCGGCUGGGGGAGCGGGCUGAGCCGCGGCUGCUGCGCUGGGACCUGGCCUUCUCCCCGCCCCAGAAGUCGUCCCCGGUGGCCCUCGAGUCGGACGAAGAGGACGGGGACGAGCUCAAGUCCAGCACGGGCUCGGCCCCUAUCCUGGUGGCCAUGGUGAUCUUGCUCAACAUCGGAGUCGCCAUCUUGUUUAUUAACUUUUUCAUCUGAUGAGACGUCACGUGAGCAAAAACAAUGGUUGGUGUACAGAAGGGGGACGUAAAAAAAAAAAAAAAACCGACAAAAAGGAAAGGACCGUAACUCGGACGGCCCGACCACCACCUCCGAGUCUUUUCACGAGCAACGUGAUUGGGUAUUACUCACAGUUUGCCUUUUUUUCUGGGUAAUGUUUUUUGGAUUUUAGCCAGAAUUCCUUGCUUGUAUAACACUAUGCUGUGUGGCAUGGCAGAAGGAGGCCAGCACGCCGACCCUCCAGCUUGGUGUGGAGAGAAAGGGAUCCCGGCAAAUCAGGGGCCAAAAACUAAAAGGGUCGCCGCCCUCGCCGCCAGCGCACCCACCGGGGACUCUGGAAGAGGAGGAGGACUCAACGCGUCCGGCUGCGCCGUGAGGCUGAAUGCGGGCAGGCUGUCCCUCCGCGGCGCCCGUGUCCCGCACAGAGGGUGACAGCGGGGGAGAGGGCGCGCCAGCCCAGCUGAAUCUGUGCCGUGCACUCGAGGAAGCAGGGGGCUGCCGCUCCCCUUCCCCUCUGCCCCCACCCCCAGAGUCUGAGAGCAGGGUCCUCCCCCCCUCCACUCCCCCCUUCCCCCAGCCCCCCAGGCAGCAGUGGUGCAGAGGGGACAGAGGGCAGGGCAGGGAGCGCCGUGGGGCCACUCAGCCGCCAGCUCUGGCUCCGAGGGUGUGGCCUUACUCCACGUGGCAUGCAGGAUAUGUCCUCCCGUCCCUGUCCACCGUCCGUGGCAGUGAGCUGGCCCGCAGCGACAUCCUCCUCUCUCGCGGUCACUGGGCACGUGGGUUUUCACAUCUUUGUCCUGAGCCGGCCUCCACUUCCCCCACAGAUAUGCACACUCUUUCCAGAUGCCUCGUUCAUACUCCGGAGCUGGUCUGGUUCCAGGACAGGAAUGUGGGUGGAACCCAGGGGCUUGAAAAUGCCUGAGCACUUGCUGCCUGUCCAUGUCCCCCCAAAACACACCGUAACUGGGUUCAGUCAAUUCUGCCUUCUCUACCAGUCUUGCUCCAUCCUCCAGACAAAAGAACAAGGUUCCAGAAUGUUCGGGCGCCCCGGGGCCCUAGCGCUGGAGCCGGCCCGGCCCGUGUGUGUGGACGUGCCCGUGCGCGUGCCCAGGGCGGCCCUGCCCGGGAGCCUCCGCGGUGUCCCGGGCGCGGCCCGGCUGCGGACUCUGCCUUGCUUUGCUUCUGUUCAGCUGUUUCUCUGCUGCAUUUCCAGCAGAUUUCUUUCCUACACUGCACCGGAUUGCUAUAUUUUUAACCAAAAAUAAACUAACGAUUAGAGCAUGUUCCAGUUAAA
Suricata suricatta (meerkat) is the source of this 2485-nucleotide messenger RNA. It is a transcript of the gene JPH3, whose product is annotated as junctophilin 3. The transcript has 4 exons. Gene Ontology annotation, cellular component: endoplasmic reticulum membrane; junctional membrane complex; plasma membrane. Lineage: Eukaryota; Metazoa; Chordata; Mammalia; Carnivora; Herpestidae. Gene Ontology annotation, biological process: regulation of synaptic plasticity. Bases 1 to 1170 code for a protein of 389 amino acids. The record is from RefSeq and is a predicted model, not a curated record.